Molecule: messenger RNA, 2359 nt
Organism: Chaetomium strumarium
Lineage: Eukaryota; Fungi; Ascomycota; Sordariomycetes; Sordariales; Chaetomiaceae
Exons: 3
Coding region: 257-2110 (617 amino acids)
Biological process (GO): 'de novo' IMP biosynthetic process
Molecular function (GO): ATP binding; metal ion binding; phosphoribosylaminoimidazole carboxylase activity
Source: RefSeq, a predicted model, not a curated record
AGAGGCAUUCUUACGCACGGCGUACCGAAAUACCGGCUCCAAGUAACCCAGCGCGCAUGAUUGGCUGAAAAGGGAAAACCCCUCUGAAAGAGGCUACUUGCAGUGACUCCAGUGAGUGACUUACAAAACUUGGACCUGAGGAGUCAUUUAUUACCGUGAUCUGGGCCUUGGUCUCAAACUCCUGAGGUACGCCUCAACAGAGCCAUCUGCUGCCGCUGCAAUAAUCAGCAUUCACGAACCAGACAACCAGCCCACCAUGUCAAGUACCAGGAAUCCGGUCAUCGGCCUGCUUGGCGGCGGCCAGCUCGGGCGCAUGCUCUGUGAGGCGGCGAAUCCGCUGGGGAUCGACAUUGCCGUCCUGGAUGAGGAGAAGGCCCCGGCCAAGCAGGCGCACGACACCAGCCGCCAUGUCACCGGCUCGUUCAAGGACCCUGCCCGCAUCCGGGAGCUCGCUGCACAGUCCGACUACCUGUCGGUCGAGAUUGAGCAUGUCGAGACCGGGGUACUCGAGGAGAUCGAACAGCAUGGCGUCGAGGUGAAGCAAACGGACGGGUCCGCCAAAAUUCACAGGCCGCCUGUCCAUCCCUCAUGGAGAACUCUCCGUCUCAUCCAGGACAAGUACCUCCAAAAGCAGCACUUCCUCGACAGUGGGAAGGGGAUCCCCGUCACCAAGCAGGUGGCCAUCGACUCGGCCAACCACUCCUCGCUCGCUUCCGUCGGUCAGGAGUUUGGCUUCCCUUUCAUGCUCAAGGCUCGGAAGGGCAGUUACGAUGGGAGGGGGAACUUCAAGGUCAGCAGCGAAGCCGACAUUGAGCCGGCACUCAAGGCGCUUGCGGGGCUGGACUUGUAUGUCGAGCAGUGGGCGCCGUUCGUCAAGGAGCUGGCCGUGAUGGUCAUCAGGACAGAGGACGCCAAGGGCAAUCUCAAGAGCUGUGUCGCGUAUCCUACUGUUGAGACUGUCCACGAAGACAGCAUCUGCACCAAAGUCUUUAUGCCUCCCAGGGGCGUGCCGGAAGAGGUGUGUAGCAAGGCAAGGAAGCUGGCUACCGACGUCGUCAGCACGUUAUGGGGCAGGGGCGUCUUUGCUGUGGAAAUGUUCGUACUCGCGGAUGGCUCCUUGAUGGUCAAUGAGGUUGCUCCUCGGCCUCACAACUCGGGCCACUACACAAUCGAGGCGGUCCCGCAGAUGUCACAGUACAAGGCUCAACUAUACGCCGUCCUCGACCUACCUAUUCCCCAGACACUAAGCCCUAGGGUCGACUCGGCAAUCAUGCUCAACAUCCUUGGCGGUGCCACCCCCUCGGCCCAUCUCAAACUGGUGGAACUAGCCAGGAACAGCUUCGACGACAUGGAUGUUUAUCUACACCUUUACAAUAAGCAGUCCAAGCCCAGCCGCAAGAUCGGCCACAUCACCCUGACCGGGUCCUUGCCCAUCGAGACACUCGAGGCGAAGGCCAAGCCUUUCAUCGACCUCGUCGACGAGAUCCGUCUCGAGCGCAUCUCCGCCUCUGCCGAGACCCUCCGUCCCAACCAGGACACCACCAGCAAACCCAGCCCCGCGCCAGCACAAACCCCCGCGGCAGAAGAAGAGACGCCCUUGGUGCUAGUAACAAUGGGCUCCGACUCAGACCUGCCCGUGCUCAAGCCGGGGCUGGAUAUCCUGCGCGAGUUCGGCGUGCCCUACGCGCUGGACAUCACCUCUGCGCACCGCACCGCCAAGUACAUGAUGCGCGUGGCCGAGGAGGCGGCCGGCAGGGGAAUCAAGGUGAUCAUCGCGGCGGCGGGCGGCGCCGCCCACCUUCCCGGCAUGCUCUCCUCGGAGACGCCGCUGCCGGUCAUUGGCGUGCCGGUCAAGGCGACGCAUCUGGAUGGGCUGGAUAGUUUGUUGAGUAUCGUGCAGAUGCCGAGAGGCGUGCCCACCGCCACAGUAGGCAUCAACAACUCGACCAACGCGGCGCUUCUGGCCAUUCGUAUCCUCGGGUCGUUCAUGCCCAAGUACCAGGAGAAGAUGAGGCGGUAUCAACUCGACAUGGAGGAGCAGGUCAUUGUCAAGGGAGGUAAGCUGCGCGAGGUUGGAGACAUUGAGUACCUUGCUGCCAAGGGGAAAUGAACCGCGGAAAUGGGGGGAGUGGCAAAAGGGGUUCAGGUCAUAAGAAAGGAAGGCUGUGUGGCGGCUAUUUGCAAGGAGAUAUCAAUACGUUUUGCCGUUGGUUUUGGGAGUCGGGUUUCUCUCGACAUAAAAUCGGCCAUUGGCGCGCAACAUUCCAUGGCCGUAGCCUUGGCUAUGAGUCCAUCAACACACAAGAAUACGCAUCGUGGAUAUGAAACCCAUCAUGUGCCAUUCAACGGCGAAGUACAU